AUUCGGAAAAAAAUGAUAGAUGGAGAAAGUGGAGAAAAAACAUUUGAAACACUGGUCAAGUCCCAAGAUGAGAGAUAUAUUGAUAAAGGAAACAGAACAUAUACAUGGACUGCUGUGAAUGGCACCGAUUACAGUUUGGCAUUGGUGUUACCAUCGUACAGCUUUUAUUAUAUUAAAGCCAAAAUAGAAGAACCAAUAACUCAAGCCAGAUAUACAGAAACACUGAAGCUUGAUCAUUUUGAUGAAGCUGGCUAUACAUUUAUAGCACCCAGAGAAUACUGUAAUGAUGUAAAAAAAUCAGAAAACAACACUGAAUUUCUAUUAAAUUUCAAUGAAUUUAUUGACAGAAAUACUCCAAGCAGUCCGUCAUGUAAUACUGACAUGGUCAUUAGAGUUUUGCUGGAUGCAGGAUUUACAAAUGAACUUGCCCAAAAUUAUUGGAGUAAACUGUCUCUUGAUGGAGUUGUUGCACAAUUUGUUGUUACAGAUGGUGGAAUUACUAGAGUGUUCCCCAAAAGGGCAGGAGAAGAUUGGUUGGAAAAUGCUGAAACUUAUGAAGUCAGCUUCUAUAAACGGAGUUUAGAUAAUGACAACUAUAUUUUCACAGCUCCGUACUACAACAAAAGUGGUGCCAAUAGCUAUGAAACAGGUAUUAUGGUAAGCAAGGCUGUGGAAAUAACAAUUAAUGGGAAGCUUCUGAAACCAGCAGUUGUUGGAAUAAAAAUUGAUGCAACCAGCUGGAUGGAAAAUUUCACAAAAACCACAAUCAAGAGCCUGUGCAACAGUGAAAUCUGUGGCUGUGAGAGAAACAGUAUGCAUGUGGACUGUGUUAUCCUUGACGAUGGUGGAUUUCUUUUGAUGUCAAAUCGGGAUGAAUAUACACAACAGAUUGGAAGAUUCUUUGGUGAAAUUGAUCCUGGUCUGAUGCGAAACCUGAUUAACAUGUCCCUGUAUGCCUUUAACAAGUCGUACGACUAUCAAUCGGUCUGCGAUCCCGAAGAAGAACCAAAGCAAGGAGCUGGACUUCGUUCUGCUUAUGUGCCUACGAUAACAGAUAUUUUGCAUCUAGGAUGGUGGGCUUCAGCAGCUGCCUGGUCUAUCUUACAGCAGCUGUUUUUGAGCUUGACUUUUCCACGUUUCCUUGAAGCAGCUGAUAUGGAAGAUGACGAUUUUGGUGCCGCCCUGCCUAAAACAAGCUGUAUCACUGAGCAAACUCAGUAUUUCUUUGAAAAUGAUGAUAAAUCCUUUGGUGGGAUUGUAGACUGUAUAAACUGCUCCAGACUUUAUCACGCGGAGAAGAUUUCAAACACCAAUCUAGUAUUCAUUAUUAGUGACAGCCAACUGCUGUGCCGCUCCUGUGACCCAAAGCCACUGAUGCAAGCGGAGAAGCCGGAUGAAGGGCCAAAUCCUUGUGAGAUGGUCAAACAACCUAGAUACAGAAAGGGUCCUGAUGUCUGUUUUGAUGAAGCCAAACAGGAAGAUUCGGCUGACUGCGGUGGUGUCUCUGGUCUGAGUCCAUCACUGUGGUCUAUGGUAGGAAUCCAGUUGGUCCUGCUUUGGCUGUUAUCUGGCAGCAGACAUGGCCAGUUAUGACCUUGCUAAACCAAAACCUGCAUAACUUAAUCAAGACCCGGCCAAAACGAUAGCCUCAGUUUCAUUUUAAAAAGGGUCAGCUAUUCAGACAGCAGCAGAACAGCAGUGCUCGUGUCUGGUUAUCACUCAUUGUGAGACUCAUGAAGGCACCCACAGUGGCUGCAUGUUGGAGUGUCAGAUCCUUAAAUGUGUGUGAAUGCUGCAUCAUCUAUGCCAUCCAAACAGAAUUCUGUACGUGCUUCAUUGGGGAAUCUAAGAAUAUUUUUUGUUUGUUUGUUUGUUGUUGUGAUCUUGAUAACUUCAUGUAAAAGGGCUCCCCUGACAAUAGCUUAUGUAUAUGAUUUUGAUUUCUUUUAAGCUUUGGAUAUCUUGAAGAUUUAUAUUCUUUUACAUGAACAUUUAUUUAAAA
This is a messenger RNA of Balearica regulorum gibbericeps (East African grey crowned-crane), 2002 nucleotides long. NCBI's taxonomy places the organism in Eukaryota, Metazoa, Chordata, Aves, Gruiformes, Gruidae. The record is from RefSeq and is a predicted model, not a curated record.